This is a messenger RNA of Morus notabilis, 1257 nucleotides long. Its product is annotated as probable indole-3-pyruvate monooxygenase YUCCA3. Gene Ontology annotation, molecular function: NADP binding; flavin adenine dinucleotide binding; N,N-dimethylaniline monooxygenase activity. The annotation marks the transcript as partial. NCBI's taxonomy places the organism in Eukaryota, Viridiplantae, Streptophyta, Magnoliopsida, Rosales, Moraceae. The transcript is spliced from 4 exons. The record is from RefSeq and is a predicted model, not a curated record.
AUGUUAGACCACGCUUGUCAUAACACACCACCACUGGUACAACAAACCUUCAACCAUGAUCACCAUGACCUCUUCCCUCGCCGCUGCAUUUGGGUUAACGGGCCGGUCAUCGUCGGGUCCGGCCCAUCGGGCCUCGCCGUCGCGGCGGGCCUAAAACAAGUAGGCGUUCCCUUCAUCAUCUUAGAAAGAGCAAACUGCAUUGCCUCCCUAUGGCAACACAGGACUUAUGAUCGCCUAAGGCUGCACCUUCCAAAACAAUUCUGUCAAUUGCCCGGCUUCCCAUUCCCCGAAAACUUCCCGGAAUACCCCACAAAGUACCAGUUCAUAGACUACUUAGAAUCCUACGCCAAACAUUUUGACAUAAACCCUUUGUUCAAUGAAACAGUGCAGUCUGCCAAGUACGAUGAGACCUUCAGGUUGUGGCGUGUCAAGACCGUCUCGAAUGGCCAGACCGCGGAGGUCGAGUACUUGUGCCGGUGGCUCGUCGUGGCCACCGGGGGGAAUGCCGGGAAAGUCGUGCCCGAAUUCGAAGGAUUGGCGGAGUUUGGAGGGCAUGUCAUGCACGCAUGCGACUACAGAGCCGGCGAGAGUUACCGGGGGAAGAAAGUACUUGUCGUCGGGUGCGGGAAUUCGAGCAUGGAAGUCUCCCUUGAUCUUUCCAAUCACAAUGCCAGCCCUUCAAUGGUGGUUCGAAGCUCAGUUCAUGUCUUACCGAGGGAAAUUCUUGGGAAAUCGACAUUCGAGUUGGCGGUAUCGAUGAUGAAAUGGCUUCCACUUUGGGCUGUGGACAAGAUACUGUUGAUGCUUGCAAGGCUUGUUCUUGGGAAUCUUGAGAAAUUUGGUCUGAAAAGACCAUCAGUAGGUCCUUUACAGCUCAAGAACAGUGCUGGGAAGACCCCAGUAUUGGACAUUGGUGCACUCAAGAAAAUAAGAUCUGGGAAGAUCAAAGUGGUCCCUGGAAUCAAGAGAUUUUCUGAAGGGAGAGUUGAACUUGUUGAUGGGAAAAUUCUUGAGAUUGAUUCUGUUAUUCUGGCAACUGGGUAUAGAAGCAAUGUUCCUUCAUGGCUUAAGGGGGAAAAUGACUUCUUUUCUGGAGAUGGAAUCCCAAAGAAUCCAUUCCCAAAUGGCUGGAAAGGCAAAGCUGGUCUUUAUGCUGUUGGGUUCACAAGGAGAGGCCUUUCUGGUGCUUCUUUAGAUGCCAUUAGUGUGGCACAUGACAUUGCCAAAAGUUGGAAAGAAGAAACUAAGCAGAAAAGG